UCGCCCCCCGCCCCCCCCCGCGCUCACUCGCACUCACACCCCGGCGCUGGAGGCGGGCGGCCCGGGCCCCACCGGCCCCCCAUGGACGCCCCCGGCACGGGGCGCUGAGACCCCAGCGUCGUCGCUCAGCUCGGUCCAGCGCGCCAAGCCGAGGUGUCUCCAGACAGUACGAGACUCUGAAGACUGCCCAGCCCCUAACCCAGCUGCAUUUACCAACCGAGCUUGCCCCUAGCUCACCCACCUGCCACUCCCUGGCCCCUCCCACCACCCGCCCUCACCCCGCUGGGGUACAGGGCAUGGUGUGAAAGGCUGAGUACAGAGGCGGGCACCAUGGGUGCUGUACCCUAGGGCCUGGGUGGCGGGGGGUGGGUGGCCUGUGGGCGUGGGGGGGGCAGUGUGCCCACCCCAGUCUCUUGGCGUGCUGGAGGGCAUCCUGGAUGGGAUUGAAGUGAAUGGAACAGAAGCCAAGCAAGGUGGAGUGUGGGUCAGAGCCAGAGGAGAACAGUGCCAGGUCACCAGAUGGAAAGCGAAAAAGAAAGAACGGCCAAUGUUCCCUGAAAACCAGCAUGUCAGGGUAUAUCCCUAGUUACCUGGACAAAGACGAGCAGUGUGUCGUGUGUGGGGACAAGGCAACUGGCUAUCACUACCGCUGUAUCACCUGCGAGGGCUGCAAGGGCUUCUUUCGCCGCACAAUCCAGAAGAACCUCCAUCCCACCUAUUCCUGCAAAUAUGACAGCUGCUGUGUCAUCGACAAGAUCACCCGGAACCAGUGCCAACUGUGCCGCUUCAAGAAGUGCAUCGCCGUGGGCAUGGCCAUGGACUUGGUUCUAGACGAUUCCAAGCGGGUGGCCAAACGCAAGCUGAUUGAGCAGAACCGGGAGCGAAGGCGAAAGGAGGAGAUGAUCCGAUCGCUGCAGCAGCGGCCGGAGCCCACUCCGGAAGAGUGGGAUCUGAUCCACGUUGCGACGGAGGCCCAUCGCAGCACCAAUGCCCAGGGCAGCCAUUGGAAGCAGAGGCGAAAAUUUCUGCCGGAUGACAUUGGCCAGUCACCCAUUGUCUCCAUGCCCGACGGAGACAAGGUGGACCUAGAGGCCUUCAGCGAGUUUACCAAGAUCAUCACCCCGGCCAUCACCCGUGUGGUGGACUUUGCCAAAAAACUGCCCAUGUUCUCCGAGCUGCCUUGCGAAGAUCAGAUCAUCCUACUGAAGGGGUGCUGCAUGGAGAUCAUGUCCCUGAGGGCAGCUGUCCGCUAUGACCCUGAGAGUGACACCCUGACACUGAGUGGGGAGAUGGCGGUUAAGCGGGAGCAGCUCAAGAAUGGCGGCCUGGGUGUAGUCUCUGACGCCAUCUUUGAACUGGGCAAGUCACUCUCUGCCUUUAACCUGGAUGACACGGAAGUGGCUCUGCUGCAGGCUGUGCUGCUCAUGUCAACAGACCGCUCCGGCCUGCUUUGUGUGGACAAGAUCGAGAAGAGUCAGGAGGCGUACCUGCUGGCGUUCGAGCACUACGUCAACCACCGAAAACACAACAUUCCGCACUUCUGGCCCAAGCUGCUGAUGAAGGUGACUGACCUCCGCAUGAUCGGGGCCUGCCACGCCAGCCGCUUCCUCCACAUGAAAGUCGAGUGCCCCACCGAACUCUUUCCCCCACUCUUCCUGGAGGUCUUUGAGGAUCAGGAAGUCUAAAGCCUCAGGCGGCCAGAGGGUGUGCGGAGCUGGUGGGGAGGAGCCUGGAGAGAAGGGACAGAGCUGGGGGCUGAGGGAGAACCCCCCCACCUCUUCUCUCCUUCCUCCCAUCCUUGGAUAGAUGCAGCUCCCACACACCCCUGCACUGCCCAGUCCCCUCAGAACCUCCAGCCCUCGGACAGGGCAACAAAUGAACUUGCUAUGAAAGACAGUCUGGGAGGCUGGAACCUAAGUCCUAGAGUUUCUGGGAUCCCAACCUCUAAGAAAGUAGGGGAAGGGAGGAAGAACUAAGAGGGACAAGCCAUCUUGACUAUAGGGUCAGGAGGAAUGAGGAAUAGGGGCAGAUGCCCUUACUCACCCCUAUACACACAGGAGAGCCCUGCCAAGUUCCUUGGCCUAAAUUUCCCAUCAGGCCACAGGCCUCUACUUCCCCAAAUACCUGGGUCCUGGGUGCAAAGGACAGCUUGGCUUGGUUUGGCUCCUCCCCUGGAGGCUAAAAAUGGUAGUCAUCCUAACUGCACUUUGGAAACCAAGCAAGGGGAGAAUAUAAA
Messenger RNA from Psammomys obesus (fat sand rat), 2236 nucleotides. RefSeq names its product thyroid hormone receptor alpha (gene Thra). The transcript is spliced from 9 exons. The record is from RefSeq and is a predicted model, not a curated record. Lineage: Eukaryota; Metazoa; Chordata; Mammalia; Rodentia; Muridae. Gene Ontology annotation, biological process: cell differentiation; retinoic acid receptor signaling pathway; thyroid hormone receptor signaling pathway. Gene Ontology annotation, molecular function: zinc ion binding; nuclear receptor activity; RNA polymerase II cis-regulatory region sequence-specific DNA binding. The coding region runs from base 453 to 1685 and encodes 410 amino acids.